UGGAAAGGCUACCUAAAUAUCUUGUGCUCUCACCCCCAUUCACGGGCCACGCUCUGUGUGUGCGCACGACCUACAUCUCCUCGGGCCUCUAGCCAUGGGUGUGCAAGGGCUCAAGACCGUGUCAACGGCACGAAACGGCAUAGGCGCCUACAUCCUGCAGUGCACGCGCCUGCACCUGACGUACUCGGACCACUGGGCGUCGUCGACGGGGCUGAAGUCGCUGCUCGCGUCGCCGGCCUUCUCGUCGCUCACGCACCGCUACCCGAGCGUGGAGUUCCGGAUCUCGCCGCGCCCGAACCGCCACCCGGUCCUCAAGGCGCAGUACUGCAACGGGCGGUCCAAGGCCAUCUGCGUCAAGAACAUGGCCCGCGAACAGGUGCUGGAGAAGGCCGAGUUCCUGCUCGGCAACUCGGGCGAGAGGAACGUCCUGGUCAAGGGCAGGAAGGUUGUCAGCGCCAACGAGGCCGUCAGGGGCAUGUGGAGUCCCAUGCACGGAGGCAUCAAGCGGAUUUGAGCAGCUCUUUUGGGGAGACCUGGUGCUUGACCUUCGAGCUUCGAGCUUCGAGCUUCGAGCCACUUGGAGGCCGGACGAGGGGACUUUGGGAGGGAUCGGCAAUAUGGGCUCAUCUUGUGUCCUCUCGUCGUUGCAAAGGAGGAGGGCGGCUCGAAGAGAUGGGGAACGGCGAAAAGGUCAAGCGAACAGGGAGAAAAGCGUUGCCCUGCGCGUCAGAUAAUGGGUACAGGACAAAGUGUUACACCACGACGCCGACGAGGGACGGUCAUCACAUAUUGGCAAAACAAUUGGACGAGUCUCGCGGUCUACAUCUUUCGAAGAGCGAGGAGAAGCAUUGAACAAGCCAACACAGGCUCGUGUUCGGGAAAGAUUACAAAAACCGUGGCCCUUUGACGCUGGGACGGUCGCCGUUAUGACCCAUAAUCCGAAACCGAAAGCCGAUGCCGGCAAUUGGAAGACGUUUGAGAUCUCAGUGGGUGAGACUCGACGAAGGUACGGGAAUAUCGAGUCGCUGCGAGCGACGCGACAAAUUCAAGCUUCAAUUUCCCCCAGACAAGCUUCGAACACAACCAAAUUUGUCGAGUAAAGCUGUUUUUUUGUCGACCAGAGAUGAUCCAGUCAGUGGUUGAAGAACCCGCGACGAAGCAUAGGGACAUUGCUGGCGAACAUCACUUGAUUUACCACAUAUGACCAAUAGUUACAAAUGCAUUCAGAGGGCAUCUAAAGCGUGCUCUGGCUGAUUCGACUCUGAUAUCUAUGCACCGACCCCCAUCAUGAACGUUGAAUUGUCAUUGGAAUGAUAAAAACUCCUCGAUCCUUCAUUAAAA
Molecule: messenger RNA, 1341 nt
Organism: Cladophialophora immunda
Lineage: Eukaryota; Fungi; Ascomycota; Eurotiomycetes; Chaetothyriales; Herpotrichiellaceae
Exons: 2
Coding region: 95-514 (139 amino acids)
Biological process (GO): mitochondrial translation
Cellular component (GO): mitochondrial large ribosomal subunit
Molecular function (GO): structural constituent of ribosome
Source: RefSeq, a predicted model, not a curated record